This is a messenger RNA of Herpailurus yagouaroundi (jaguarundi), 1669 nucleotides long. It is a transcript of the gene RNF25, whose product is annotated as ring finger protein 25. The record is from RefSeq and is a predicted model, not a curated record. Gene Ontology annotation, cellular component: nucleus. Bases 219 to 1589 code for a protein of 456 amino acids. The transcript has 10 exons. Lineage: Eukaryota; Metazoa; Chordata; Mammalia; Carnivora; Felidae. Gene Ontology annotation, biological process: protein ubiquitination. Gene Ontology annotation, molecular function: protein binding; ubiquitin protein ligase activity.
AAAGGCUUUCAGAAGUAUUGGAGAGUCGUCGGACCACCCAUAGGCACUUUCUAGGGCACUUCCGAUCCCUCUCUUGGCCAUCAGGACCCACUAAGGACCUGGAGUCUAUGGUUGCCUAGAAACGGCCCGUUACCCACCCUCCCUCGUUCCCUCCCUUAACCUGCCGCCUCCGACUUCCCCGAGAGUAUUUCCGGUUCCGGCUGUGGGCCGGAGAAGACAUGGCGGCGUCUGCGUCGGCAGCUGCCGGGGAGGAGGACUGGGUACUUCCCUCUGAAGUCGAGGUGUUAGAGUCUAUCUAUCUGGAUGAACUACAGGUGGUUAAAGGAAAUGGAAGAUCUUCACCAUGGGAAAUCUACAUUACCCUGCACCCUGCCACGGCAGAAGAUCAGGAUUCACAGUAUGUCUGCUUCACUCUGGUGCUUCAGGUCCCAGCACAGUAUCCCAAUGAGGUGCCACAGAUCUCUAUCCGUAACCCCCGAGGACUCUCAGACGAACAGAUCCACAAGAUUUCGCAGGCACUGAGCCAUGUGGCCAAUGCUGGGCUGGGUACUGCCAUGCUCUAUGAACUCAUCGAGAAAGGGAAGGAAAUUCUCACAGAUAACAACAUCCCCCAUGGCCAGUGUGUCAUCUGCCUGUACGGUUUCCAGGAGAAGGAGGCCUUUACCAAAACCCCCUGUUACCACUACUUCCACUGCCACUGCCUUGCUCGGUAUAUCCAGCACAUGGAGCAUGAGCUCCAGGCGCAAGGACAGGAGCAGGAACGACAGCAUGCCGCAACCAAGCAGGCAGUCGGUGUGCAGUGUCCGGUGUGCAGAGAGCCCCUCGUGUAUGAUCUUGCCUCACUGAAAGCAGCCCCCGAACCUCAACAGCCCAUGGAGCUGUACCAGCCUAACGCAGAGAGCUUGCGCCAGCAAGAAGAGCGCAAGCGGCUCUACCAAAGGCAGCAGGAGCGGGGGGGUAUCAUCGACCUUGAGGCUGAGCGUAAUCGGUACUUCAUCAGCCUCCAGCAGCCUCCUGCCCCUUUGGAACCAGAGUCAGCUGUAGAUGCCUCCAGAGGAUCCCACCCACCCAGUGCCCUUGACACAGAACUGUCCACCUCAUCAACUGCCCAACCCGACCUAUCAGCUCCUCUGCCUGUGGCCUCCCAGCACACGUGUGAGAAGAUUCCAGGGGCUGGGCCAAAUCAGCAAAGGUUGGGCGAGACCCCGAAAACUAUGCUAGAUCCUCCCCGGGCCGGUCGAGGCCCCUGGAGACAGCCUGAACGGAGGCACCUAAAGGGAGGGGAGUGCAAUGCCCACAAAGGUACCAAUGACACCCAGGAACUGCCACCUCCCGAGGGGCCCCUCAAGGAGCCCAUGGACCUAAAGCCAGAACCCUGUAGCCAAGGGGUUAAAGGUCCUCCCCAAGAGAAGGGGCCUGGCACUUGGCAGGGUCCCCCACCCCGCAGGACUCGGGACUGUGCUCGCUGGGAGCGCUCCAAGGGUCGGACUCCGGGCUCUUCCUACCCCCGCCUGCCUCGGGGUCGGGGAGCCUAUCGUCCUGGUACUCGAAGGGAGCCCCUGAGCCUGGAGUCUGAGGAUGGUUCCUAGCAGUACUGUGGGGGGACAGGGAUUUGGGGCGGCAGGGGGCAAUAAAGAGAUCUGGCCUUGUUUGGCUUCUUUGUUUAGUA